Messenger RNA from Osmerus eperlanus (European smelt), 1234 nucleotides. RefSeq names its product protein sidekick-1-like. Lineage: Eukaryota; Metazoa; Chordata; Actinopteri; Osmeriformes; Osmeridae. The transcript is spliced from 5 exons. The coding region runs from base 693 to 1061 and encodes 122 amino acids. Gene Ontology annotation, molecular function: protein binding. The record is from RefSeq and is a predicted model, not a curated record.
AACAAGGAGAGAGAGAGGGCUCCCAGUAGAAUGUUGAUUAGAGGAGUGGGGCGAGGGAGCACCACCAGCAGAGAGAGAGAGGGAGAUUAAGGAAGAGAGAAAUGGAGAAUGUUUAAUCAUUUCUUCUCUGUCGUGAACUCUUGAAGUGUGGGUAACUGUGGAACACUGAGAACACUGCUACAUUAGCUCUAGAACCUUCUCUACAGGGUUCCUCAGCUGCAGAACAGCAGCAUGACUUCCUGCUUCCUGUUCCUCAGCUGCAGAACAGAAGCAUGACUUCCUGCUUCCUGUUCCUCAGCUGCAGAACAGAAGCAUGACUUCCUGCUUCCUGUUCCUCAGCUGCAGAACAGCAGCAUGACUUCCUGCUUCCUGUUCCUCAACUGCAGAACAGCAGCAUGACUUCCUGCUUCCUGUUCCUCAGCUGCAGAACAGCAGCAUGACUUCCUGCUUCCUGUUCCUCAGGUACAUUACUGGGAGAGGGAGCGUCAGAACCAGACUGAGAAGGUGCAGGUGGUGUUCGUCCCAGAGACCAGCCUGCGCCUGGGCAACCUGACUAGCUACACAGCCCACCUGGUCACCCUCACCGCCUUCACCACAGCCGGGGACGGGCCCGCCAGCGAGCCCCAGGGGGCUAGGACCCUGCAGACAGCCCCCAGCCAGCCCAGCUUCCUGUCCUUCUCCGAGGUGACAGGAUGGAGUGCCAAUGUGUCCUGGGGGGCUCCAGCCUCCCCCAAUGGCUGCUGGAGGGGUACAGGGUGGUGUACCAGCCCUCAGCUCCUGUCCACGGGGUGACCAGGCAGGUGACGGUGGAUGUGAAGGGCAGCUGGCAGCGUUGGCUGCAGGUGAGAGAGCUGAGCAGAGGCGUGGCCUACAGCUUCAGCAUCCAGGCUCGGACCGUUAACUACGGCCCCCCCCUCCUCGCCAACCUCACCUCCCAGCCUCUCAACGGCACCCCUGGUUCGCCCCUGGAGAUGUCAAUCACCAGGACCUCCUCAGCUCUCACCAUCCACUGGUUGGAGGGCAAUGCGGGGGGCGGGACCUAUCAUAGGUUAUGUCAUUGAGGCACGCCCCUCAGAUGAGGGGGUGUGGGACUCCUUCGUAAGGCUCCUCCCCCCUAGCAGCAGGACUGUUUCCGUGGCGAUGGACCGGCUGAGAUCAGGAGUCGGAUACGAGUUUCGUGUCAUUGCUGUCAAUCGCUACGGUUACGGAGAGCCCAGCUCACCCUCCGCCGCCC